AAAUUAAAAAAAAAAAAUAGCGGUACCAUACAUAGUCUUCCCCUCCUUGGUCUACCGGGAAGGCCGGGCAAGGACGCUGAAUGGACGGAGGGGGCGGAGCUGGACAGGGGCGGCAGGCCUCCCUCCCCGGGUCUUCUCAGGUGACAGACCCUCCGGGUUCCCGCCCCUCCUGCUGCCUAUCCAGGAGCCCUGGCCCAGAGCAGCCCGCGGCUUGGCUUUGAGAGCUCUACCGUCGGUGCGCGCACCGGCCUCGCGUCCGCAGCACCAGCCGCCCCCAUGGCCGCGGCGGCCGGCCCCCGCAGCCUCCUCGCGCUCCUCCAGGUGCUCGCACUAGCGCUGGCGCAGAUCAGAGGUCCACCGGGAGAGCCUGGGCCCCCGGGGCCCCCGGGGCCGCCAGGAGUGCCUGGAUCCGACGGCAUCGACGGUGACAAGGGACCCCCUGGGAAGGCUGGGCCUCCAGGACUUAAGGGAGAACCUGGCAAAGCGGGGCCAGAUGGGCCAGAUGGAAAGCCGGGGAUAGAUGGUCUAACUGGAGCCAAAGGAGAGCCUGGCCCCAUGGGAACCCCUGGAGUAAAGGGCCAGCCUGGGAUCCCAGGUCCCCCUGGUCUGCCGGGCCCUGGCUUUGCUGGACCUCCUGGACCACCUGGACCCAUUGGCCUCCCUGGGGAGAUUGGAAUCACAGGUCCCAAGGGGGAUCCUGGACCAGAAGGACUAUCAGGGCCCCCAGGGCCCCCUGGGAAACCAGGCCGCCCCGGAACCAUCCAGGGUCUAGAAGGCAGCGCAGAUUUUCUGUGUCCAACCAACUGUCCAGCAGGUGUGAAAGGCCCCCAGGGGCUGCAGGGAGUGAAGGGACAUCCUGGCAAACGAGGGGUUCUUGGAGAUUCCGGCCGCCAGGGGAAGCCAGGUCUCAAGGGAGAUGUGGGUGCCUCUGGAGAGCAAGGCAUCCCUGGACCACCGGGUCCCCAGGGUGUCAGGGGCUACCCAGGCACAGCAGGUCCCAAAGGAGAAAUGGGGCCUCGUGGGUACAAAGGCAUGGUGGGCUCUGUUGGUGCUGCUGGUUCACCAGGUGAAGAAGGUCCAAGGGGUCCACCAGGUCGUGCAGGGGAGAAAGGUGAUGUGGGCAGCCAAGGUGUCCGAGGACCUCAGGGAAUAACAGGCCCUAAGGGAGCAACCGGUCCCCCAGGCAUCGAUGGCAAGGACGGUACCCCUGGAACACCUGGCAUGAAGGGCAGUGCAGGACAGGCAGGGCGGCCAGGAGGCCCAGGUCACCAGGGUCUGGCGGGUGUUCCAGGUCAACCUGGGACAAAAGGAGGCCCUGGAGAUAAGGGUGAGCCAGGACAGCGGGGCCUCCCCGGAUUCUCUGGUCCCCCUGGAAAGGAGGGAGAACCAGGACCUAGAGGAGAAAUCGGUCCCCGAGGCAUCAUAGGGCAGAAGGGUGACCAGGGUGAGAGGGGGCCAGUAGGGCAGCCAGGCCCUCAAGGACGACAGGGACCCAAAGGGGAACAGGGACCUCCUGGAAUUCCUGGACCCCAAGGCUUGCCAGGCAUCAAGGGAGACAAGGGCUCCCCAGGAAAGACCGGCCCCCGCGGCGGAGUGGGCGACCCUGGAGUAGCGGGCCUCCCAGGAGAGAAAGGCGAGAAGGGCGAGUCUGGGGAACCUGGGCCCAAGGGACAGCCAGGAAUCCGAGGAGAGCCUGGCUACCCCGGCCCCAGUGGGGAUGCGGGCGCCCCAGGAGUGCAGGGCUACCCUGGGCCCCCGGGCGCUCGAGGCCUGGCUGGAGACAGAGGUGUGCCUGGACAGCCCGGGAGGCAAGGCGUGCCGGGCCGGGAUCCCAGUGAUCAGCACAUCGAGGAUGUGGUGCUGAAAAUGAUGCAAGAGCAACUGGCAGAGGUGGCUGUGAGUGCCAAGCGAGAGGCCCUAGGUGCAACAGGGAUGAUUGGCCUCCCAGGCCCUCCUGGGCCUCCUGGGUAUCCAGGCAAGCAAGGACCCCAUGGUCACCCUGGACCUCGGGGCAUUCCUGGCAUCGUGGGAGCUGUGGGUCAGAUUGGUAACACGGGUCCCAAAGGAAAACGUGGUGAGAAGGGUGAUCAGGGAGAUGUGGGACGUGGGCAUCCCGGGAUGCCUGGACCUCCUGGGAUCCCAGGACUCCCUGGCCGACCUGGCCAGGCAAUCAAUGGCAAAGAUGGAGAUCGAGGGUCCCCAGGAGCCCCAGGAGAGGCAGGACGACCAGGGGUUGCAGGUCCUGUGGGACUACCAGGCUUCUGUGAGCCUGCAGCCUGUCUUGGAGCCUCAGCCUAUGCCUCAGCCCGCCUCACAGAGCCUGGAUCCAUCAAGGGGCCGUGAACAUCAGACCAGGACUGAGUCUGGCAUGCAUUUGUGUAUGUGUGUAUUGGGGGGAGGGGGAGAUAAGGUCUCUAUUUGAGUAGGCGCAGAUCUAUACCCUGCCCCUCAGUCCAGGAAGCUAGUUUUCCUAGGACUGUAAAUCUGGGACACAAGAGUACUAUUAAAAAAAUUCUAAAGUGGGAGAAUGGGAGGAAGUGUAUCAGAUUGAAAAGGUGAUCAACCAUCAGGGCAGUAUCACUGAAAAGUUCAUUCUCCUGAGAGAACAGGGUGGCCCUUCCUUCCCAGAGUGCCACCUGGAUGUUACCAAAAGAAAUGUCUUCUUAAUCUCUGGUCACCUUGUUCUUAUAGCAGUAGACUGAGGUCUCUGCCAGCUCCUGAUCCCAUUUUCACCCCCUGGACUUCCUGAGUGUUUGGGGGGGUUCUACCAUGAGGUGACCAGACUUAUGCCAAUCCUUCUACUUCCUCUCUGCCUCCUUCUUGGCCACGUAUUUAAGCAUCUGCCUCCUCUUUCUGAUAUUACCCUCUUAUAUCAGCCAUAGCUCCAUUGAGGCCUUUCUGUAAAUAAAACUCUUUAACUUGGGUACAAA
Molecule: messenger RNA, 2930 nt
Organism: Erinaceus europaeus (western European hedgehog)
Lineage: Eukaryota; Metazoa; Chordata; Mammalia; Eulipotyphla; Erinaceidae
Gene: COL9A2
Product: collagen type IX alpha 2 chain
Exons: 32
Coding region: 277-2343 (688 amino acids)
Source: RefSeq, a predicted model, not a curated record